CUAUUGAACCGCAUGUGGCUGGCCGUGUGGCAUCACGCUGUCACAGAAAGACAACUUGGAAUAAUUACGUAUGGCACACUUGUUGAACCACUCACCUAGUAGCAGUUGCCCCUCUUCUUCUACAAGCUGGUCAAGGGAGAUUAACCUUCACCAACCCACCCAAUUCUGUACAUAAGAGCAGGAUCGGACUGCUUCUCACUAUGCUUUCCGCUGUUAGGAGUCCAACAUCAGCUGGUUGGGCGGAUAUUAUCAGACAAGUCACCAACCUCGAUACCAUUGAUUUUGGUCAAUGCGGCGACGUCCUGAAUUUCAUCAUGGAGCCAAACCCUGAGGAAGAGUAUGCGGAGUUUCGUGAUGUUGAUCAUCAAGUAUACUCAACAGUAUCGCACAUCAUUGACUCAAAUUGGCUAUGGUUACCGACAAGACCAAGAUGGAGUUACUUUAGGGACGAUCGCAUCCUUCUCGUCGAAAGGCGCAGUCCCAUACACGAAGCUUCAUUCGAACACUUGAGUCUACUCUUUUUGCAUGGCUUCAUUCACGAUGACAAUCCCGUGCUUACCACGAUAUCCAUGAACUCUCAGCUAUCUGCAUCGGCCAUUCCAGACAUGGCAAUUCGUAUGGAUGCGGUAACUGAGAAUUAUCAGAGUUAUGGGGUCCUUGUCAUCGGGGAAUGUGCAUUUGCACAGGACACAGAUUCAGUUCUUCGGAAAAUUAAAUAUGAGAUCGCCGGCGAUCCAGAAGUCUUGAUGGUCAUAUUGGUUGUGAUUGAUGAAUAUCAACCAUAUCGCUCGCCUGAACGUGUGUCUGAAGCAUGGUAGAUGCUAUGCCAGGAGACAUCAUGUCGCUCAGUUUCUUCGUUCUGUUCGCUUCAGGGGGGUUGCAGCACGAUCUCACGAUCAACCCAUUGUGAUCGCAGGCCAUAAGGUAUGGCCCACGCACUUCCCGCUAACGAAACGUGACAAAGCGUUACUUUUGUUUGAAAUGUUAAUGGCAAUUGUAAAACACCUAUUUUGCAAAAAGAAAUCGCGCAGAGUUCUUUGUAUUUACACUGCGCACAACGCUGCGCGGCUGGAUUUUUGAAAAAAUUGAAAUUGAAAGUGC
Molecule: messenger RNA, 1101 nt
Organism: Suillus subalutaceus
Lineage: Eukaryota; Fungi; Basidiomycota; Agaricomycetes; Boletales; Suillaceae
Exons: 4
Coding region: 201-818 (205 amino acids)
Source: RefSeq, a predicted model, not a curated record